Cylicocyclus nassatus is the source of this 5211-nucleotide messenger RNA. Lineage: Eukaryota; Metazoa; Nematoda; Chromadorea; Rhabditida; Strongylidae. The record is from the annotation of a GenBank genome assembly.
AUGCACGUUGAGGCAGAACAAUUCAAAGAAUUAUGGAAGUUCCCUACUAACUGGGAACAACUGGAAAACUAUAUUCUUUCCAACAAAGCAAUACUAUCAAAUUUGAUAGGGCAAAUCAAAGAAAGGGAAGAAAAACUAGUGAAUGACUACUCGACCUAUGUUGCAGAGAUAGAAUCAAUCAAAAGCGAAGACAAAGUAAGAGGGGAGACAAUUGAAGCAGAAUUUGAUCAUUACUGGGAGGUCAGACAAGGAGAUCAAAUAUUGGAUACGAGCAGUCAACUGAGGAGGAAAUUAGAAAUCCGCCUUGUCGAGCUUGAAUGUCAAGAAAGAGCAGCAAAAAGGGACGCUGAUAAGGAAACAAACAUAUCAGUAUCCCAAGCAAUAAUGUCGCAAGCCGCAGCUCAAGUAACUGUUACCGAUGGACAAUCAAACCUACCAAAACAAGAUGAGGGGACGCAUCCAAGCAACUCCUUCACCGUACCUCCACAAUCACAAAUGUUCCGUUAUUUAUACGGACAUGAAUUACGCGUCCCAGAAUUUCAUGGGAAUCCCGAAGAAUUCGAAUCGUUCUGGGAACUUUUCGAAGAACUCGUUCAUAAACAGCCUUACAGUGACUUGGAGAAACUAUCUAUUCUGUUAAGUUCUUGUAAAGGAGAUGCAGAGCGUGCUUUGCGAAUGAUACCGCGUAAUGGGCACUCAUAUGGCUUAGCAGUUAUGCAAUUGAAAUCCCAAUUUCGUGAUGAGCGCAGGAAUAAAACCAUUCUUUUACGCAAACUGCAAGCCCUGCCAAGAGCAGGGGAAGAUCCCAGACAACUUCAAAAUACUUACAACGACAUCCUGGCCCUGGUAGCCGAGAUGCGAAAACAAAACGAGGCUGUCGACAACACCGGUCUGUUACAAACAGUUCUUAGCAAAUUUUCGAAAAGUAUUCAGGAUGAAGCGGCAAAACGAGAAUAUGAUUCUAAAAAGAUCUGGUCUAUGAGCGACCUCAUGGAAAAUCUUGAUAUUCUUGUAAGAAGGCGAGUUCACGUAGGAUUCAAAACCGGUAGAAAUCAAGAAGAAAAUUUCACAGCGUUAAGCAUUCAGUCGAAACCUCAGACAUUAUAUUGUGUCGGAUGCAACGGAGCACAUAGGUUCGUAGACUGUGAUAAGUACAAAAACACGCACGAAAGAAGAGAAAGGCUCAAGCAGAUGAGGGUAUGUUGGAUUUGCUUCAGCAAACGACAUCAGUCUCAUGAAUGCCACAAACAGCGAUGUCCUCAUUGUGGAGGAGCACACCAUCCCGUGCUGUGCAAUCGUCAAGUACACAGCAGUAGAAGAACAAGCUGCUUUAGACAAAGAGCAUUUUCCCCAUCCUCCAGCCACAUACAGAGACAGCCGUCUCCUAAGCCACAACAACGGUAUAAACACAAUCGAUCCCCCUCCCCAGUUUUUCGUCCAAAAGCGCAAAGCCCAAACGUGAGUUUUAAAGAUGCUGGACGAUUACGAACUAAUAGUCCUAUCCCAAAGAGCAGAUAUACGAGAAAUCGAUACAGCGAAGAUUACAGAAAACAAGGAAACAGAUCCUUUCAUACGUCGCCAAGCCAUAAAAGCCCCAAUCGAGUAAGAUUUGUGACUUUCACAAUGUCAAAACGGGACUCCGACGCUGACGAUUCAACACUUACAUUAGCAAACGAGAAAGAAUUACAGAGUAUUGAAAAUGCACAAUGUACAAGAUUGAUGACAGUCCCAGUAAAAAUUCGCAAUAACAGCUCCGGACAAAUGGAGACAAUUAUGGCCCUCUUGGAUAGCGCAUCGGAUUCGUCAUUCAUUACCAUCGAAGCCGUUCGAAGGUUAAACUUGAAAUCGCAUUCAGAACGAAUAAUAACAGUCACAACAUUUGGAGGACGAGCAUAUCAGAGAAGCACAAAACGAGUUGAGGUAACGCUUUUCAACUACAACGGACAACCGAUGGAAGUCACCCUACUUACUCAUGAAAAUAUCACUAAGCCUCUAUGCUUAUGUGAUCUUACAGAAGAAGACUUAAGAUUCCUCGAAGACAACUUCAUCCUUACAGACAAAUCUCUUCUCAGGCAAACAACCGUCAACCCGGAAAUUUUGUUAGGCAUAGACUACUUCAAUAGUAUUCUAAUAAUCGACAAACAACCUAUUCAACUUCCCUCCGGCUUCUACGUGACACCUACAUUCUUUGGUCAUGUUAUCUCAGGUUCCCAUUUUGGUCAUCUUGAGCAUUCUAGCAGCUGGGGAAACCAUUCACUUACUGUGGAUGUCGAAGACCUCUACCACCAAUACGAAAUGUUCCAAUCCAAUGAAGAUAAUUGGGUAAAUGCACCCACCCAGCAACAAGAGAAGGAACAAAUCAUGAACAAUUUCAACUCUACAGUACAAAUACGCGAGCACAAGAUAUUUGUGCAAUUUCCAUGGAAAGAAAAUAAAAAUAAACUCUCAGACAACUUUGGGUUGGCCCUUAAUAAUGUCUUACUAUCAGCAGAAUCAACCGAAGAAGCGAUUAACAAAUACCUACUUAGCAAACAAAUUUUCAAAGACAUGUCCAUGAAUCUGAGGGAAUAUAUCUCCAAUGAUCCACACUGUAAUGAAAAGAUCAACCUAAAUGACAUCGCCAAUCACAAAGACCAUAAAAUACUCGGAAUAGCAUGGGACCCGGAUCAAGACCAGUUGAAACUGAAAUCAAAACUAAAGUACACGCCAAUCCCCACCAAAAGGUCUGUAUUGCAAGCAAUACAUUCCACAUUCGAUCCCUUAGGAUUUUUGACUCCAUUGUUACUAAACGCACGCAUUUUUAUGCAAGAUCUAUGGCAAAAGCCAUACAAGUGGGAUUCUCCCCUGUCGAAGGAAGAUGACAAGAGCUGGCGCAGCAUAUGCGACGAAGCAUGUGAUUUUAAUGUUGCCAUUCCAAGGAAAAUAACAACACAUGCUCAAGGAGAAGUCAACCAGAUUCAUACGUUUGUGGACGCAUCAAUAAGAAGCUACGCGGCCUGCGUGUACAUGAGAACGAAAAAUUCAACAGGUACUAUCAAAAGUCAUCUACUCAUUGCUCGCAGCAGACUAUCUCCGAAAAAAAGUCUGCAAAAUCAAUCCAAUAUAACAAUUCCCCGCCUGGAGUUGAUGGCAUUAGAACUGGGAAUGAAACUCACAGAGUUUGUACUAGAUGAGAUAGACUUGAACAUUGAUUAUGUUCACAUAUAUAGCGACUCGCAAAUAGUGCUCUGUUGGGUCCAUACGACUAAACCGAAAAACAAAAAUGGUACAUUCGUCAGUAAUCGAGUUGCAAAAAUAAAAGAGUCACUACAGAGAAUUGCCGAGAAAGGGGUCGAAUGUCAAAUCCAGUACAUCCCUAGUGAAAAGAAUCCUGCAGAUUACGCCACCCGGGGUACUAAUUCGGCCGAGAUCAUCAAAGCUGAGUGGAUGAAAGGACCAAAAUUUCUUCUAAACACUGAACAGUACACCAACCAAGAAUUCCCUCUACGCAUAACCACCAAAAACAAAAACAUUCAACUAGAUGAAAGUGAACAGACAAGUGUGGAAAAUAUUCAGGAAGAAGACAGAGAAGAAUGUACUGGAAAUGACUCUUUAAGGGAAUUGCCAAUACAUGCGACAUGCACCGAGGCAAAGAUGGACAAACAAUUGCCGCUACCCGUAUUGUCAACAUGGUUUGAAACAAAAAGAGCAAUGACAAAUGUACUACGUUUCGUCAAACUUAGAAUCAGUAGUACCAUAUCAGAAGAAAAUCAACGAAAAUUGAGUAUAGCCAUACCUGAGCUGUCUGAGAUCCGUACGGAACGCCAGCGUCAGGAAAUAAGCACCGAAGAGAUCAACGCCGCUGAAAAAUGUAUCAUCAAAAUGAUACAGCGUCAGUUCAAAAUACCAAAUGACAAAUACAAGAAUCUCAACCUACUUCCUGACCCUGACGGUAUUCUUAGAUGUUUUGGGAGAUUACAAAAGUCUUUACUACCAGAAAAUACUCGCAACCCUAUCCUUCUUCCACCCAAUGACCCCAUCACAAGACUGAUCGUAAAAGAGUAUCACGAAAAAAUUGGACAUCAGGGAGUAAAUGGGACUAUAGCGAAUAUACGUACCAAAUUUUGGAUACCAACAGCAAGACAAGUAGUACGCAAGACAUUGAAUUCAUGCAUGAUUUGCAAAAGAUGGCACGCAAAGCCAUACCUGUAUCCGAAUUCGCCGUCACUACCACUCUGUCGAUCAUCAAGUUCUCGACCAUUUGAGCAUGUGGGGAUAGACUUCGCGGGUCCUUUUUAUGUCCGAGCAAUGGAAGACUCUACCAUAAAGGUGUGGACAUGCCUCUUCACAUGCAUGGUCACAAGAGCCGUGCACCUGGAAAUGGUCGAAUCGUUAAGUGCAGAAGCGUUUGUAAAUAGCUUACGACGAUUUGUAGCGAGACGAGGAGUACCAACAUCAAUAAUUUCUGAUAAUGCAACCAAUUUUCAAUUGGGACAAGAAAUUAUCAAUGAUCAAACAGCGCAAAACGAGAUUGCUGACGUCUCAACAUUCAACACAUUCUUGUCAAAAAAUCAAAUAAAAUGGAAGUUUAUCACACCCCUUUCACCAUGGAAAGGAGGUUUCUAUGAAAGGCUCGUGGGAAUUAUGAAACUAUGUUUGCGAAAAAUAAUAGGACGCCGACAACUUGCUGCCCCCAGCUUCCAAACUUUUCUCAGCGAAGCAGAAGCAAUGAUCAACACAAGGCCUCUGGCCUACGCCGGCAGCGACGUUGAUGACUCACUCAUCAUCAGGCCAAUCGAUUUCUUGAUACCACAUGCUCAGCUCAACCUUAUAAAAGAACAAGAUGAAAGAAUGGAGCAAGAAUGCCACACAAGGGAUAAUGAAAAUGAAACCAAUGGCGAAGAGCAUGAAGAGAUGAGCCCGUACGUGGCAAUGGAGGUUGAACUGACAGGUGACGAAGAUAAUCAUUCUCAAGUAAAAGGAGAGCCACCCGCGCACAUGUGCAGUCCUAAAUGCGAGGCAAUGGAAAGCCUUCAUGAAUCUAUCAGGGCUCUCCACGAGGACGUGAUUAACCUAAGAAAGGAAAUAAAAAUGCAGAAGAAGAGCAGAAAACGCAAACACGAAAGCGACAAUUACACAAAAACCAACUGUUUUUAUUGCAAACUUGCCAAGCGCUAUGGCGAGAUGACUCGUCAUCACACGGUAUUUUGCCACUACCAGUUCAAAAUGUGA